Daldinia caldariorum is the source of this 1014-nucleotide messenger RNA. RefSeq names its product thioredoxin-like [2Fe-2S] ferredoxin-domain-containing protein. Gene Ontology annotation, molecular function: NADH dehydrogenase activity. The transcript is spliced from 3 exons. The record is from RefSeq and is a predicted model, not a curated record. NCBI's taxonomy places the organism in Eukaryota, Fungi, Ascomycota, Sordariomycetes, Xylariales, Hypoxylaceae. Bases 126 to 899 code for a protein of 257 amino acids.
CUUUAUCGCCAAUUCAAACUAAAGGUAAGGUCUCAUUCAAACCUCAUAACGAUCCGAGGACCUUUGAAACCCCGGCUUGAGCUCUGCCAUCCCUCCCCCCCAAUUGAGUUUACUAUACAUUCACCAUGGCGUCGAAACUCGCCCCGGUCCUCCUCAGAAGGUUGACUCGUCCGGCAUGCCGAGCUCCUCGAUCACAGUUCCGAACGUUCACAGCCGGUAGCUCCAGAAGAAGUGACACUCUCUCAGUGCACCGAAACACACCCGACAACAACCCCGAGAUACCCUUCAAGUUCACACCUCAGAAUGAAGAGGUCAUCGCCCAGAUCCUAAAACGCUACCCGCCGCAGUACAAGAAGGCCGCCGUCAUGCCGCUGCUAGACUUGGGCCAGCGCCAGCACGGCUUCACAUCCAUAUCCGUCAUGAACGAGGUCGCGCGGAUUCUCGAGAUGCCCCCCACGCGUGUAUACGAAGUCGCCUCUUUCUAUACUAUGUACAACCGGACGCCGGUCGGCAAGUUCCACGUCCAGGCGUGCACUACCACGCCCUGCCAACUCGGUGGCUGCGGCAGCGAUGCGAUCGUCAAGGCGAUUAAGGAACACCUAGGCAUCAGCCAGGGCGAGACAACGCCCGACGGUCUCUUCACAUUCAUCGAGGUAGAAUGCCUCGGUGCUUGCGUGAACGCCCCUAUGAUCCAGAUCAACGACGACUACUACGAGGACCUGACGCCCGAGACUACCAAGAAGCUCCUAACGGCCCUGAAGGAGAGUGUCACAAAACCAGGGGUCAAGGUACCCAAACCCGGCCCGCAGACUGGCCGUGACACCUGCGAGAACAGCGCCGGCCAGACGAACUUGACGAGCGAGCCGUGGGGUAUCGAGACUACGAGGAGCGAUCUGUAAAGAGAAUAAAAAAAAAACACAGCAGCAGUGGACUCCUUUUUGGGGAUUGCGGGCGUAGAACGUAGACAUACUCUGUACAUAAGCUGAUCUAUCCGUAUCGGUUCAUAAAAAGAAG